Molecule: messenger RNA, 960 nt
Organism: Trichoplax adhaerens
Lineage: Eukaryota; Metazoa; Placozoa; Uniplacotomia; Trichoplacea; Trichoplacidae
Exons: 1
Coding region: 1-960 (319 amino acids)
Biological process (GO): G protein-coupled receptor signaling pathway
Cellular component (GO): membrane
Molecular function (GO): G protein-coupled receptor activity
Source: RefSeq, a predicted model, not a curated record
AUGGCUGAUGAUCAUGCUAUAGUCAAUAAUUCUAACUUACCUCUAGGAAAUGCUAUUAUCAGAUCAAGUGUAUACUGCCUUUUAUUCAUUACUGGCUUUUUCGGUAACCUUAUCUUUUUAGUAAUCUUUGCAAAGUGUCCGUAUAUGCGCAUACCGAUUAAUUAUUUUUUAGUUAAUCUGGCCAUCGUUGAUAUUACCGCUACUAUCUUUCGUGAACUUGCAUUAAUUAUUGGUUAUUUCAACUGUCAGUGGUUAUACAAUUACCACACUUGUAACUUAUUCGGUUUUAUGAGAAAUAUAUGUUGUGCUGUUACUAUUUUUACACUUUUGGCUAUUAGUGUUUGCCGAUAUUUAGUGAUUUGCCAGCAUAAAGGGAGAAGAAUGACUCGACAUGCAGUUUUAUGUAUUAUUGCUUUCGUCUGGUUUUAUACCAUUUUAGUAUGUUUAUGUCCGAUAUUUGGUUGGAAUCGAUAUAUUUAUCAUCAAAAUCAGUAUGUAUGCUCAAUAGAUUGGAGCUAUCAACCUUCUUAUAUUAGGUAUAUUAUUAUUGUCGACGUCUUUUUACCCACGAUCAUCACCAUAAUUUGCUAUACAUUUAUUUACAUUGUAGUGCAUCGACAUUCUAGAAGAAUACAAGAUAUUCUACGAAUGUCGGGUAGUUUGUCAUCCGCCCAAUACAAUCGAAUUGCAAGAGAGAAGAAAGUAACGAAAAUUAUGUUUGCUGUGUACAUAAAUUUCUUGAUAUGCUAUCUGCCAUUUUCUAUAAUAACAGCAAUACUGAUACCGAGUGGAAUAAAACCGCCAGCGGAAUUAUUCUUCGUUGGGACAUUUAUGAUUGAUUUAAACAGUUCAAUUAAUCCUAUGCUAUAUCCCUUCAUUUAUCGACGCUGUAAAGAAGCUUAUUGUGAAGUCUUAUGCUGCCAUCGAUCUCAAACAUCGCCAACAUCAAAUUGUUAUUAA